AUGUUGUUCAAUUCAAAAACCAAAAGGCCUGAUUAAUAAGAGAAUUAAAUAGGAAAGCUCAGAGAUCUCAAGAGAAAAGUUGAAAGAUGUUGUUAUGCCCUAUCUGCAUAAAUUCAAUUUUAAUACAAAAAAAAUAAUCAGCUAAAAAUUUAUGAAAAAAACAAUAAAAUUUGA
Molecule: messenger RNA, 174 nt
Organism: Paramecium pentaurelia
Lineage: Eukaryota; Ciliophora; Oligohymenophorea; Peniculida; Parameciidae
Source: the annotation of a GenBank genome assembly